UGUAUCGUUUCCUCGGUCGUGCGGGGCCGGCGGCGCCUCGCCUUCACCUUUCCCUUUCGGUUUCCUUUUCCGACCCCCGGCCGGAGGAGGAGGAGGAGGAGGAGGAGGGGGCGGCAGUCUUCCCCGGGGAUGGCGGCCAGGAAGGACGCGUCGGCCGAAGAUCAGGCCAGCGAAGACUCCGAAGAGGGGGAGGAAGAAGACGUGGGCUUCUCCGAAUACGACUCCACUUGGGAGGAGGAGGAUGAGGAUGACGACGGCGACGAGGAGAAGGAGGAUCGGGCACAGCUGGAAGAGAAGCCAGGGAAGAAAGGGCGGGAGGCGGCGGCGGCGGGCGCUAAAGAGAAAUCGAAACCUCAGGAGAAGCCGGGCAGGGGGUCGCCCAGCGCCACGUGGGCCUCCGGGAUUCAGGAACGACGAAAGGCAAACCAUUCCUCCAUGGGGUUUAGAAGAUGUAAGGUAGGUGCCAAAAACGGGAGGGGUGGUGUGCCAUUCGUAGAGGUGGGCUUUGUGUUUUGUCAGUGCUGUUCUGUAGAGACGGGCACAAAACACUGUUCAGCAGCACCCACACAGGUGUUCCGUAGGCACCGCACACUUCCUUCCCUGCCUCCUCUGGGGGAUUGUUCUCUCGCCGGCAGCAGCACCCUUCCCUGUUCUGCCUCCUCCAAUUCUCUUCUCCAGGGUUUAGAAGAAGCUGAAGUCGAAGAGCAAGAAAUGUGGAAUCUGAGCUUUUACAAAAAUGAGAUUCAUUUCAAGCCUCACGGCCUUCACAUUGAAGACCUCCUCGAGAAAUGGCAGAAUGACUAUGCAACUCUGGAAGAAAACCACUCCUAUAUUCAAUGGCUCUUCCCUUUGCGUGAACCGGGGAUGAACUGGCGUGCAAAGAUUCUCACGUGCCAAGAAAUUGAGGCCUUCAAGAAGUCCAAGGAAGUCAUGGAGAGGUUUGUCCGUGCUUACAAGCUCAUGCUAGGAUUUUAUGGUAUCAACCUGAUCAACGAGGAAACGGGAGAGUUGAAAAGGGCAGAGAAUUGGUGUGAGAGAUUCGAGAACCUCAACCGAUACAGCCAUAACAAUUUGCGAAUUACUCGCAUCUUGAAAUGCUUGGGUGAGAUGGGGUACGAACACUACCAAGUCCACCUGGUGAAGUUCUUCCUGGCGGAGACCUUGAUUCAUCAGCAGCUCCCGAGGGUGUUGAGAAGUGCAUUGGACUAUUUCAUGUUCACGGUCCGAAACAAGCAGAGGCGCCAGGAACUAGUCUAUUUUGCAUGGCAGAACUUCAGACCGAAGCGCGAGUUUGUUUGGGGCCCGCACAAGAAACUCCGGAGGUUCAAGCCUCGGUCCCCAGAGUUUUUGAGCCACCAGGAGCCCAGGAAAGAGAAGGAGACUAUGGGUGGGGGAGCCUCUCAAGGCAUGGAGAAAGGUAAUGCUGAACCCCCAAAUGAAAUAUCCCAGGGGCUGAAGGAGGAGCCUUCUAGAGAUGGGGCCGAUGAGGCUGUGAAAAAGGAUUUGCCAGAGCCAUUGAAUGAGCAUACGACAGACAGAACAACAAGGAAUAGUCCGACUGGGCAACCUGGUUCCCAGACCAGCAACGAGCUGAGCUUUCCAUCUAGUGACUCCAUGAUAAACCAGAGUGGUGGGAAGGAUCCUACCUCCGCCGUAGAAGGCGAUGGAUCACAAGGUGGCGAUGCUGUAGAAUCCCAAGCAAGGCGUACAGUUGAACAUACAACCACUUCAGAAGAGGAUAGCGUAUCUACCCGUGCAUCGCCAGCAGAAGUUAAGGAGGAGAAGCGUGGUGAUAAAGAAGAUCCACCUGUUCCACCUCCUAGGGAGGAGAGUGGGAGUGGCGCAGAGGGCGAAAGUCUCAAGGAAGCCAAGAAGAGGAAGUUGGACAUGAGCAGGUUAAUGGGAGAAAAGUCAGAGUCGUCGCUCAAAGGCCCUACCGACAUUGAGAAGAUCUCCUUCAACCUUGAAGAGGUUGUGAUUGAUCCGAAAGACGCAGGCAAACGUCCACCAGUAGAGGAACAGGUGAAACUGUUGGCUUCCGAAGAAGGCACUGGGGAUGGUAGUGAUGUCAAGGAGGCUGAAUCGGUCAGUGCAGUGAUUAAAAGACGGAAGGUAGAAGAGACGGCACCAAAAGAGGGCGUCUCAAAGACACCAGGGAGGGUAGACACAGAGGGGAUACCCUUGGAGGGUCAGGUAACAAAUUGCUCUACCUCCAGGCUUGAGAGGACCGAGAAAGUCUGCCAAGAUGGAAUCAGAAUAGUUACAGAUCAUUGUGCAGACGCUUUGACCAGUUGCAGAACUGGAAGUGUGGAUUUAUUGGCUAAUUCCCAAGCUCUGAGCUCUAAGCCUGGCCUUUCAUUAGGCGACUCUCGGCCAGACAAGACGGAUGAGCCAGAAACUACCUCUGUUAUAGAAAACAAGGAGUCUCCACCUCCGGAAACCCAGCCAGCUAGCAAAAGGGAAGUUGAUAAACACUCAGGACAAGAAGAGGGAGGCAUAGAAAGAAAAAAGGAAGCUGCAACAGAGAGAAAUACAUCCUCUAAAGUAGAAAAAAGUGAAAUGACUACAGGAGGGUCCAAAGAGGAAGAAUAGGUGUCCCAGUUAGGGCUGAUCCAGCCCUAAAGUUGGGCUAUGGGGCAUAACUUUUCAUAAACAGAUUGGGACUGCUGUGUGGAUGAGUGGCUGUGAAUGUCUGUAUAUGGUUGGUUCUCUUCAUUCUUGUGCAGACAGCUGGCUCUAAAACCAAGGUCUCCAGUUGGUUGUAUCAACUGGGAUAAUAAUGGCUUCAGCGUGGAGCCCCAAGUGAAGUUCGUGAAUUGUAAACCCGAUUCUUUGAAUUCUUGAACAGAUACUGUUUAAUUUAUACUUUUUAUUGAAAUGAUUCCACAACAGUCCUGGUUUAAAAUAGAAACGGGGUUGGUUGGCUGGGUUGGGGGUGGGGAAAUGCUGUUUAAGCUACUUUGUGAACAUAUUUUCCAACGUUUACUAGAUAAUCCGAAAAAGUUGUUUUUGUUAAAUAAAAAUCUAAACUUUUGGAUUCAGA
Pogona vitticeps (central bearded dragon) is the source of this 3043-nucleotide messenger RNA. The record is from RefSeq and is a predicted model, not a curated record. NCBI's taxonomy places the organism in Eukaryota, Metazoa, Chordata, Lepidosauria, Squamata, Agamidae.